Molecule: messenger RNA, 1071 nt
Organism: Symbiodinium necroappetens
Lineage: Eukaryota; Dinophyceae; Suessiales; Symbiodiniaceae
Source: the annotation of a GenBank genome assembly
AUGGAAGUCAUCGACGAUGCAGAUGUUUGCUCCUCCGGUUCGGAGGCCGUUGUCGUGGAGGAAGAGAAUCAGGAGCAUGCCAAAGAGCAUGCUAGCAAGAAUGCUGACCAGAAGAGUUCCCGACACAAGCGGGAUGCGCUGCGAGAGAAGUCCAGGCAGAAGCGCGUUCACGCGCAGUUGGAGGCCAAGCUGCAGACGAUGCCCCUGCCCCCGGGCUGGGUCCGUGUGGCUUCCAAAUCCAAGCCCGGAGCCUUCUACUACGCACACCCGGCCACGAAGCGCACUCAGGCGCACCCGCCGGCGACGAUGUACGAGGGCCUUCCCGAGCCUUCCAAAGUCCUGACGCCUGUCAGGGACAUCGUGCAGGAUGCGGCAGAUGCGGCUCGCAAGGCAGAGGCCAAGAAGAAGGAGCGGGAGGCUGAGGACGGCCGUCUCGGCAGGGUGGAUUUGGCUGUGCUGAUCUCCUGGAGCUAUCUCGCUGAGGAGAAGGCCCGACUUGCCGCAAAGGAGGAGGCGGCGCGCAUGCGGCGAAAACGCGAUGAGGAGGCCGCCGCAGACGAGGAGGUGAUACGCAAAGCGAGGGAGAAGAGGGCCUUGGCCCCCAAGGAGAGCUUCGAAGAGGCGCAGGCUCCGGAGCGGAAAGAGAAGCGGAAGGCCACAGGCGUCCGUUUCGACACGGCGAAGGGAGCGCAGGACGAAAACGGCUCGCCCUUGGCCGGGAGCGACUCCGAGGAGCUGGACCUCUAUCGCCUGAGGGACCAGUUCCGCGCCAAGGUUGCAGCCACCUCCGCGCCGGUCUUCGAUGACUUGGAGGAGGCAGGUCUGGGCCGUUGGGUUGGAGGCGUCGUCCAUGGGUGGUUUGCAGGGAAGAAGGCGCUGGAUCGAGGGUGCCUGGAGGAAGCAGAGGAGGGUUGCAAUGGAGGGUGUUUGGAUGGAGGGAACUGCGUGGAGGAGGAAAGGAAGCAGUUUAAGAAACUGAAGAAGAGCCUUUUCCAAAUGAUCUUCACGUGUCGAUGCAGGGGUCGUAAGCCAAGCAGAAGCCAGCGAUCUCAUGACGUACCACCUGUCUGA